Archocentrus centrarchus (flier cichlid) is the source of this 3906-nucleotide messenger RNA. Its product is annotated as ERC protein 2-like. Gene Ontology annotation, molecular function: structural constituent of presynaptic active zone. NCBI's taxonomy places the organism in Eukaryota, Metazoa, Chordata, Actinopteri, Cichliformes, Cichlidae. Gene Ontology annotation, cellular component: cytoskeleton of presynaptic active zone. The record is from RefSeq and is a predicted model, not a curated record. Gene Ontology annotation, biological process: regulation of synaptic plasticity; maintenance of presynaptic active zone structure; neuromuscular synaptic transmission.
CCAAUGACAGCGCAGGAUGCUGAGAGAGGCUGCUUGGGUGAAUGGAGGCGACAAGAUGCCGUCCAGAGCGGCGAAGAAGAGGAAUUAACAUCGAUAAAGAUCUGACUUUGAUCUACUCCACCUUUUCAGACAUGAAAUAAGUCACCCAUGUGCAGUUCUAAGAGUCAGAGCAGUCUCAUUAUAGCUCGCCCCUGUUAAGGACCCCUCUGGUGGCUACACCGCCGAAUCACAGGACAUGUACGGCAGUGCCAGAGCUGUAGGCCAUGUAGAGAGCAGCCCCGUACGGUCCCCGCGCCUACCAAGGUCCCCCAGACUGGGCCAUCGAAGGGCACACAGUGGGAGCGGGGGUGGUGCGGGGGGAAAGACGCUCUCCAUGGAGAACAUCCAGUCCCUCAACGCUGCCUAUGCUACUUCGGGGCCCAUGUACCUGAGUGACCACGAGGGCGUGGGCUCCACUGCCACCUACCCAAAAGGCACUAUGACUCUGGGUCGCGCCACCAGUCGGGCCAUGUAUGGGGGCCGCGUCACAGCCAUGGGCAGCAGUCCCAAUAUUGCUUCUGUGGGGCUGCCUCAUGCUGACCUUCUGUCUUACAGUGACCUGGGCUCCCUCUCCAUGCUGCACCCCCACCACCACCAGGGGGUGCCCUCUGCUCUGCUGAGGCAGGCAGUGCGGGGCAGUGGUGGGGAGCUGCUGGAGAUGCAGGCCCAGCUCAGGGAGAUGCAGAGGGAGAAUGAGAUGCUGCGACGGGAGCUUGACCUGAAGGACAGUAAGUUGGGAUCUUCCACCAACAGCAUCAAGAGUUUCUGGAGUCCUGAACUGAAGAAGGAGAGAAUAAUGAGGAAAGAAGAGGCAGCCCGUACGUCAAUCCUUAAAGAACAAAUGAGAGUGACUCAUGAGGAGAACCAGCAUCUUCAGAUGACCAUCCAGGCUCUGCAGGAUGAACUGCGCACGCAGCGAGACCUCAACCACCUGCUGCAGCAGGAGAGCGGAAACCGUUCUGGUUCUGAGCAUUUCACCACCAUCGAGCUGACAGAGGAGAACUUCCGUCGGCUGCAGGCCGAACAUGACAGGCAGGCCAAGGAGCUCUUCUUGCUGAGAAAGACCCUAGAGGAGAUGGAACUGAGGAUCGAGACCCAGAAACAAACCCUUGGUGCCAGAGAUGAGUCCAUUAAGAAGCUGCUUGAGAUGCUGCAGAGCAAAGGGCUGCCUCCCGGCCCGGGCAGGGCGACCGAAGAGGAGGAGCAGGAGAGAGCUCGGCGCAUUGCUGAAGCAGAGGCUCAGCUGGGACACCUGGAGGUCAUUCUGGAUCAAAAGGAGAAGGAAAACAUCCAUUUGCGCGAGGAACUGCACAGAAGAAAUCAGCUGCAUCAGGAUCCAAGUAAAACUAAGGCCCUGCAGACCAUUAUAGAGAUGAAAGACACCAAAAUUGCAUCUUUGGAGCGCAACAUUCGAGACCUGGAGGAUGAGAUCCAAAUGCUGAAGGCAAACGGCUUACUGAACACAGAGGACAGAGAGGAGGAGAUCAAACAGAUGGAGGUCUACAAGAACCACUCUAAGUUUAUGAAGACUAAGAUUGACCAACUGAAGCAAGAGUUGUCAAAGAAAGAGUCAGAACUGCUGGCUCUGCAGACAAAGCUAGAGACGCUCAACAACCAGAACUCAGACUGCAAACAGCAUAUCGAGGUGCUCAAAGAGUCUCUCACUGCCAAGGAGCAACGUGCUGCCAUCCUGCAAACAGAGGUGGAUGCUCUCCGUCUACGCCUGGAGGAGAAAGAGUCCUUCUUGAACAAGAAAACCAAGCAGCUGCAGGACCUGACGGAGGAGAAGGGUACUCUCGCUGGAGAAAUCAGGGACAUGAAGGACAUGCUUGAGGUCAAAGAAAGGAAGAUUAAUGUCCUGCAGAAGAAGAUUGAGAACCUGCAGGAGCAGCUGCGGGACAAAGACAAGCAGCUAGGGAACCUCAAGGACAGGGUCAAGUCUCUGCAGACCGACUCCAGUAACACAGACACUGCCUUGGCCACCCUGGAGGAGGCACUGUCAGAGAAGGAGAGGAUUAUAGAGCGUUUGAAGGACCAAAGGGAGAGAGAAGACAGAGAACGACUGGAAGAAGUGGAAUCAUAUAAGAAAGAGAACAAGGAAUUGAAGGAGAAGGUGAACAGCCUGCAGAUAGAACUAACAGAAAAGAGGUCAUCCAGUCUCAUUGAUCUGAAAGAGCAUGCAUCAUCCCUGGCUUCCUCUGGCCUCAAGAAGGAUUCAAAGCUUAAGUCACUGGAGAUUGCAAUCGAGCAGAAAAAAGAGGAAUGUAGUAAGUUGGAGACACAGUUACAGAAGAAAGCCCAUGAAGUGGAGCAGCAGUCAGGCUCCAGAGGGAACCCUGAGUAUGUGGACCGGGUGAAGCUGCUGGAAAAGGAGGUGAGCUACUACAAGGAUGAAGCCAGCAAGGCUCAGACAGAGGUGGAAAGACUCCUGGACAUCCUGCGAGAGGUGGAAACCGAAAAGAAUGAUAAGGACAAGAAGAUUGCUGAGUUGGAAAGCCCCCCUCCCUCUGCCCCUCGCCCCACCCCACGUCCCGGUGGCAGAGCUCCCCCUGACCCGCUCCCUUCUGUGUCCAAUGCUCCCCAGCAGAUAGGGGGCAUGGUGUGGGAUUUCCUGGGAAAUCUAGCUCCCAGACAAGGAGGUAAAGAUCAGGCUAAAAAAGGUUCGAACAUCAAAUUGGGGCCACAAGGGGACAAGAAAGGCUUAGGACAGGACCCUCGAAAGGACAGCUCAAUAGAUGGUGGUCACCACUUGAAGUUGGAGGAGCUUAUGAAUACACUAGAAAGGACAAGGCAGGAGUUGGAUGCCACCAAGCAGCGUCUUUCCUCCACACAGCAGUCUUUGCAGGAGAGGGACACCCACCUCACCAACAUGAGACAAGAGCGCAGAAAACAGCUGGAGGAGAUCCUUGAAAUGAAACAACAAGCUCUGCUGGCAGCCAUAAGUGAGAAAGAUGCUAAUAUUGCACUGCUGGAACUGUCUGCCUCGAAUAAAAAGAAGACCCAGGAGGAGGUGCUAGCCCUCAAGAGGGAGCGGGACAAACUGAUGCACCAGCUCAAACAACAUACACAAAGCAGAAUGAAGCUGAUAGCCGACAACUAUGAAGAUGAGCAAUAUCAUCCACAUGCUCCUCACCACCCCCAGCCUCAGCCCCCACACGCUCAACCUCAGCCCCAGCCCCAGUACCCCCACGCUCCCCACCCUCAGCAGACUCCAUAUCCACAUGCCCCACAUCCGCAACACCCACAGCAUCUGCAACACCCACAGCACCCACAGGCCCCCCAGCAGCACCCACACCCACAGCAGCCUCAACCUCAGUACCCUCACCCUCCUCACCAGCAACACCCUCAGCACCCCCAACCACCUCCCCAGCAUCAACAGCACCCACGCCCUCCACAACCCCAGCACCCUCAUCAACAGCAUCCCCAGCAUCCUCCACAGCACCCACAUGGGCAUCUGCCUCCGCAGCACCCUCACCCUCAGCACCCACAUGGACCUCCACAACAGGGGCCGCACCCCCAACAUCCACAUCCACAGCACCCCAUGCACCCCAGCACCCUCAGCACGCACACCAUGCCCAGCAUCCACGUCCCUUCCCCCCACCAUCGUGGGGGGCCAGCCCGAGGACCCCCGCAUGCUGGUCACCGCCCUUCCCCAGACCAGGAUGACGAGGAGGGCAUUUGGGCAUAAUCCUUGCUGUGACAACCAAAGCUCUAAUGUUGUUUUGAGGGAUGAUUCAGUCACUACUGGAGGAGCACAGCCAUGCCAUGAUGUUGUAACACUACCCAAUGAAACAUUUAUUACCUCCACUUAAUCAGUACCCAGCAAUGGGACCUUUUUUUCCCAGGAAGAGGAGGGGGAACUCAGGU